AUGGCAGCGCCGGGACCCCGUGUCUUUCGGGCUGCGCUUUGCGGCGGCUACUGCUGCCUCCUCCUGUGUGCUCAACUCGCUGUGGCUGGUAAAGGAGCUCAAGGCUUUGGGCGGGGAGCCUUGAUCCGCCUGAAUACCUGGCCUGCUGUCCAAGGGGGCUGCAAACAACUGGAGCUCUGUGAGCGUUGUGUGGAGGGGGACAGAGCACACAAUUUCUCAGGCUGCGUGUGGCAGCAAUGUCGACUACAGGAACCAGGACACUGUGUGGCCCAAGCUGAGGUGGUCAAGGAGGGUUGCUCUGUCUACAACCGCUCAGAGUCCUGUCCAGCUGCCCACCACCAUCCCACCUAUAAACCGAAGACAAUCACAACAGGCAACCCUGUGAUCCCUGAAGCCCACAGCUCUGGCUUUGAUGGUGCCAGCUUCAUCGGGGGUGUUGUGCUGGUGCUGAGCUUGCAGGCCGUGGCCUUCUUCGUGUUGCGCUUCCUCAAGGCCAAGGAUAGCACUUACCAGACACUGUGA
Urocitellus parryii (Arctic ground squirrel) is the source of this 522-nucleotide messenger RNA. RefSeq names its product CD164 molecule like 2 (gene Cd164l2). NCBI's taxonomy places the organism in Eukaryota, Metazoa, Chordata, Mammalia, Rodentia, Sciuridae. The record is from RefSeq and is a predicted model, not a curated record. Gene Ontology annotation, cellular component: cytoplasmic vesicle.